Anthostomella pinea is the source of this 1260-nucleotide messenger RNA. NCBI's taxonomy places the organism in Eukaryota, Fungi, Ascomycota, Sordariomycetes, Xylariales, Xylariaceae. The record is from the annotation of a GenBank genome assembly.
AUGGUCAAAGAGACCAAAUACUACGACGUCCUUGGCGUUUCGCCAACCGCCACCGACCAGGAACUCAAGAAGGCAUACAAGACCGGCGCCCUGAAGUUCCACCCUGACAAGAACGCCAACAACCCUGACGCUGAGGCAAAGUUCAAGGAGAUUUCACAUGCCUACGAAAUUCUUUCCGAUUCCCAGAAGCGGACCGUCUACGAUCAAUAUGGCGAGGCCGGCCUUGAAGGAGGCGCCGGGGGCGGCGGCAUGGCUGCUGAAGACCUAUUCGCCCAGUUCUUUGGCGGCGGUCAAGGCUUUGGCGGCGGUCUAGGCGGCAUGUUUGGCGGUAUGGGCGGACAGUCUCGCGGACCACCCAAAGCACGCACCAUCCACCACACGCACAAGGUCUCCCUCGAGGACGUCUACCGAGGCAAGGUCUCCAAGUUGGCAUUACAGCGCUCCGUCAUCUGCCCCAAGUGUGAGGGACGAGGUGGUAAAGAGGGUGCCGUUCGGCGCUGCGCCGGCUGUGAUGGCCACGGUAUGAAGACUAUGAUGCGACAAAUGGGCCCGAUGAUCCAGCGGUUCCAGACCGUCUGCCCCGACUGCAACGGCGAGGGUGAAAUUAUCAAGGACAAGGACCGAUGCAAGGCAUGCAGUGGUAAGAAGACCAUCGUCGACCGGAAGGUUCUCCAUGUUCACGUCGAUCGUGGCGUCCGAAGCGGUACGAAGGUCGAGUUCAGGGGAGAGGGUGACCAAGCCCCGGGUGUGCAAGCCGGUGAUGUGGUCUUCGAGAUCGAACAGAAGCCGCACCCUAGAUUCACCCGAAAGGAGGAUGACCUGCUGUACCGGUGCGAGAUCGAGCUCGUGACCGCUUUGGCAGGAGGUACAAUCUACAUCGAGCACCUGGAUGAGAGAUGGCUGACCGUUGAGAUCAUGCCUGGCGAGGCUAUCGCACCUGAUGCUGUGAAGAUGCUCCGUUCACAGGGUAUGCCAUCACCCCGGCACCACGAGAACGGCAACAUGUUCAUCCAGUUCGCCGUCAAAUUUCCCGAGCACGGCUGGACUCAAGAUCCUGAAGCAUUUGAGGCCCUUCGAAAGAUCCUUCCGGCUCCUGCGGUCCAGGCCAUUCCACCUGCUGACGCGAUGACGGACGAUGCGGAGCUCGAAGAUGUUGAGACCCAGGGCCAGGCCAGGGCCUUCAAUGGUGCACAGGGGAUGGAUGAGGAUGACGAAGACGGCAAUCCUCAUGCGGAACGUGUGCAAUGUGCGUCCCAGUAA